This is a messenger RNA of Bursaphelenchus xylophilus (pine wood nematode), 2705 nucleotides long. The record is from the annotation of a GenBank genome assembly. NCBI's taxonomy places the organism in Eukaryota, Metazoa, Nematoda, Chromadorea, Rhabditida, Aphelenchoididae.
AUGUAUGGUUGGUCUUUACUCCGGACAAAUAAAAAUCCUGUUGAUGCAACUACCAGAUCAGUCGAUGAUGAAUGUAAGUUUUUGUUGCUUGUAUAUUUCCUCUUUUCAGAUGUUGUAAACAUGUUGAAUGUAAGGGGUCGUCGUGAACUGGAGAGAUUGGAAAUUUCGAAUUCAACAAUCUUACCUCGGACAGACGUGAAUGCCGAAGGACCUCUUCCGCCGUUCCUGUACUCCUUCAGCCAAAUGGUGGUAAGUUCUUCAUAAUUAUACGAUGCCUUUUCGUGAGCAUUCGUCAAGAAGCUUUGGAGAAAUUUUUUGGCCAAAAAAAAUUGUUUUGGCUGGAAUUGACAAUAGAAGUACCAAAAGUGCGACUCUCAGAUUUUUUUAUAUUCUGCACACACUUCGAGCAUAGUCCACAUACGAAGCCCUCAAGGUUCUAGCUCGCGCUUUGCAGGCGCAGCCGAGGUAUUCAACGGCAUUUUACGGCCGAGAGAGUACGCAAAAUGGGAGAGCAGUCAGAGAGAAAAACACGUUUUGAUAUAUCUUUGCCAGUUGCAUGCGGAAAAAACAGAUUUUUUGUGGAAGCAUUACACUGUACUGUAGAAAUAGGCAUAACAUUUUUAUUGUCGAAAUUCGCAAAAAAAGUGCAAGAAUUUCUCCACUUUCGACCUUAAAAUCUCGGAUGCAAGCUAGGCGACUGGCAUAUGCCUUAUCGUUAGAAAAAAUUUUUCUAAACUUAUUUCAAGCUUCAUCAAAAUCCGAGCGUCGCACUUGGAGAAUUCUUCGUCUGUGAGGCAAUUUUUACGUUUUCAAAAUUAUUUUCUUUGCCAGCCGAGGAACUUACCGUGCCACUGAAAUACAGUGAAUGUAGUUUUCAGAAAAGUACAAGCUCGGCGCCUGCCUGAUUCCAAAGAUAAUGUCGACCAGCAUGACCGCAGUACUUUGUUAUCUCCAGAACACAACGGAAUUUGAUGAAUCCGGAAGGAAAAUCCAGAAUGAGAUGUGGAAAGAGAGGUAAAUUAAAAGCUAUCAGUCUGUCGGAAAAAUAAAUGGGUUCGUCGCAGCAAAAUAUCUCGCUUUUCAUUUCACCGAAUCUGUGAUGGACGAUUUUAAGGCGUGACGAGCCCACAUUAUUUUUCCGACAGAGUGAUAUUGUUAUUUUUAUAAAGUUCGUAAACUUUUUUCCCUUUUUGUCACAAAGGCAUAUUAAGGGUCGCUUUAUGAAAUUAUCAGUCUGUCGGGAAAAUAAUGAGCACUCUACCGCCUCAAAAAUCGCAUCGCCGAAUGAAUUGUAUUGCAACAAAAUCGAACUUCUUCUCACUUCAGCGAUGCGAUGGGCGCAGCGACAUUGUGCCCAUUAUUUUCCCGACACACUGAUAAUAGGCCGUCCAAACAACAACACUUUGUAUUGCUACUUUUAGGUUCUGCGGCAAAGAAAUCGAAUACAAGACAAUGAAAGAGUUCGAAAAGAAAGAGAACCAAGACAAUUCUUAUAAAAUAUUCACCGUUGUCAGAGAUCCAAUUGAGCGCUUCUUGUCAGCAUUCACCGACAAGUGCUAUUAGUAAGUCAAGGCCUAUGAUAUUAUAGUUCACAAUCACGUUUUAAGUGAGCCAAGAAAGCCGGUUCCGAACAACAUGUGUGUUGAGGUUGGCUGCGGCGACGAUUUGGAAUGCUUUAUCAAAAAGUUGGAAAAGAGAAUGUGGGACUUUGUUAAAAGAAAAGAAAAAAAGUUGUCGGCUAUGGAUGUUCAUGUCAUGCCACAGACAUGGUAAGUGAUUUGGCAUUGACGGGGAGCCGGGCAAGAUUUCUGCUGCCAGCCAGUUUGAAGGCGGCGUCUUCCGCGGCGAAUGAAUGAUAUUUACAUACUGUGUACUUUUUUAUUUGUCACCUUGUGCAAUCCAAGCGCGAGCUGAGAAUUCAGGGAAAGGCUUAGGUUUACGUAGGCUUGCUUAGGCUUGCGUAGGCUUGCGUAGGCUUGCGUAGGCUUGCUUAGGCCUGUUUAGGCUUGCUUAGGUUUGCUUAGGCUUGCGUAGGCCUGUUUAGGCUUGCUUAGGUUUGCUUAGGCUUGCGUAGGCUUGCUUAGGCCUUUUUGUGCUUGUUUAGGCUUAAGCUUAGGCUUAGAGUUGCCUAAAGUUGUGCUCAGGUUUCACUAAGUUAGGUGAGGGAUUGGUGUAGCGACACUUGCGAUCUUGUUGCAAGCAAAUUUUGGCUGAUUUCCCAAAAGAAUUUUAGCCUGCCUAGGGAUUCGUCAGCUGGUUAUUCGUUGAAGUCUGAGCGCCACACACUCUCACGUUGGCUGUAAAAUUCCCCUCUGCUCGUAGACCUCGGCCGCUCGCAAAUGUCGUCUACGCGAAGUUAUUGCAGCGAACAAGGUGAACUGUAAUCAAAUUUUAGGAACUGCGAAAUGGAACGGUAUUUGGAGAAGAAUAAAUUCUUCCGGUACUCCAAGCAACCGUCUCCCGAGUACAACAACUUCCUUCAUGAAUUUAAAGGGCUUCUCCGACAGAGGAAGGUGUCGGAAGAUUUGAUUGACAACGUCAUGUCUUCUAUCAACGGAAGCACUUCCCCGCAUUCAACUGCUGGAGCAUCCGCAAGAUCGUUUUAUGCGAAUAGGCUGUAUUCAAGGCCGGAUCUGUUGAAAAUACUCGUUAAUAUUUAUUAUUAUGACUAUAAGGUUUUCGGUUUUCCGAUGCCAGAACUGUAA